AUGGAGGCGUCCUUGCUAGUGGCUCCCAAGCCUACCAUGUCCAGGACCGCCUCUUCUAUCUUCUCCGCCAGAGGAUCCGCUAGGAGGUGGAGGAGCCUCGUCGUCGCUGCCACCGCCACCCCCAAGCAGCUCGGCACCCGCUCAGAAAGAGGCAACGUCGAUGCCCCGGUCGAUCACCUAGCGUGCAGCAAGCAGGCAACGACGGCGGGAGCUCGCGGCAGCCUGCUCGCCGCCGCCGCCGUGGCCGCGGCGACGACGACGAGCAGCUGCACGGCAGCGCUGCCAUGUCACGCUUUAUCAGCCACCGGGGCGGUGGAAUCAGGACCGCUGUCGCCGUCGUCGCUGGACACCCUGUACCGCGCGGCGGCGGUGCUGGGCGACCUGGACCCGGCGACGGCGAAGGCGGUGGCGGGCGUGGCGGGGCCGGUGCUGUCGGCGUUCGGCUUCCUCUUCAUCCUGCGGAUCGUCAUGUCGUGGUACCCGAGGCUCCCCGUCACCGACUUCCCCUACGUGGUGGCGUACGCGCCCACGGAGCCGUUCCUCGCCGUCACACGAAGGGUCAUCCCGCCGCUCGGCGGCGUCGACGUCACGCCCGUCGUCUGGUUCGGCCUCGUCAGCUUCCUCAGCGAGAUCCUCGUCGGGCCACAGGGCCUGCUCGUCCUGCUCUCGCAGCAGCGCUAG
This is a messenger RNA of Miscanthus lutarioriparius, 681 nucleotides long. Lineage: Eukaryota; Viridiplantae; Streptophyta; Magnoliopsida; Poales; Poaceae. The record is from the annotation of a GenBank genome assembly.